Molecule: messenger RNA, 963 nt
Organism: Nannizzia gypsea CBS 118893
Lineage: Eukaryota; Fungi; Ascomycota; Eurotiomycetes; Onygenales; Arthrodermataceae
Exons: 3
Coding region: 1-963 (320 amino acids)
Source: RefSeq, a predicted model, not a curated record
AUGAGUUUCCCAGCCAAAUACCUGGUGACAGGAGCAUCGAGCGGCCUCGGGGGAUCCGUCCUGGCUACGCUGUAUCAAAAUAUCCCAGACCCUUCACAGAUAGCAGCAGCAUCCUCCAGAUUUGAAACAGGUGAAAAGCUCCAGCAGGCUUACCCCGGGAUCCAAUUUAGACAUCUUGACUACAAUGAUUCAAAGUCACUUGUCGAGGCGUUGCAGGGUGUCGAACGCUUCUUCUUCGUCUCCAGCCCUGACGUGAACACCGAGAAAAGAAACAAACAGCAUGAACAAGUAGUUAAGGCUUCUAUAGAGGCAAAAGUUGGCCAUGUGUAUUACUCUAGCCUUGCCUUUGGCGGGUAUGGUUUAGAGUCUAAGGCUUCCGUCCAGCAAGCUCACUUGGUGACAGAGAAGCUCUUAGAAAAUUCUGGGCUAUUUUAUACCUCUGUCCGUGAAGGGGUGUAUAUCGAUGCCUUCCCUGUCUUUGUCUUCUGGUAUCCAAACACAACUACCAUAUACCUAUCUGGCGAUGGUCCUGUUGCCUUUGCUGCUCGAGAAGAACUGGGUGAAGCAACUGCUCAGCUAAUGUUACGGGAUCCCGGGAGCUUGACCUUGGAGAAUAACAUUGCUCUACUCACUGGCUCUCGAACUUACCGGCUUAAGGACGUCAUUGACGCCAUAUCUGACGCUACUGGUAAACGACUGGAAAUCAAGCAUGUGUCAAAGGAGGAAUUUCCUCGCAUAAUGGCUGUGGAAGAUGCCAGAGAUGGAAGAGGGGGAAAAUCGGAAGCUUUCUUCACAAGUUGGCAGAGCCUGGUAGAGUCAAUGGAAAAAGGGGAUGCUGCAACAGUGGACCCUUUAAUGGGUGAGUUACUGGGUAGGGAGCCGCUAGACGCUCUGGAGUAUGUGAAGAAACUGGUGAAGGAUGGAGCUAAUAAGGGAGGAUAUAUAUGGCAUCAGAAUUAUUAA